This is a messenger RNA of Cadophora gregata, 1707 nucleotides long. RefSeq lists its product as uncharacterized. Gene Ontology annotation, molecular function: transmembrane transporter activity. NCBI's taxonomy places the organism in Eukaryota, Fungi, Ascomycota, Leotiomycetes, Helotiales, Ploettnerulaceae. Gene Ontology annotation, biological process: transmembrane transport. Bases 1 to 1707 code for a protein of 568 amino acids. The transcript is spliced from 7 exons. The record is from RefSeq and is a predicted model, not a curated record.
AUGGAUCAGAACCUCGACCCCAAUACCUUGAGGGAGUUGGAGAGAGAGUUGGGGACAGAGAUAUAUCCUGGAACGGAGAUUAUGACUGAUGUGGGGUCCCACCACUUCGUCAGAGCUGGCACUGGAGGGAAUUCAGUCCUCGUUCCUCAACCCUCGGAUGACAAGCAUGACCCUUUGAAUUGGAGCCCUAUGUGGAAGGGCUUCACGAUCUUCUGUGCGACUCUGGUCUCGUUCGCACAAGGGUUCGGUCCAUUGGCGCUGGCGCCUAUGUUUGGUGACUACAUCCAAGCUUUUGAUUCGAAUCUCGCAGAUGUUGUCCAGUUCACUGGGAUUGCGAUUCUAGUGCUUGGGUUUAGCAACUUCAUUUGGGUGCCAAUCCAGACCUGUUUUGGCAGACGUCCAGUCAUGAUCAUAUCCACUUUGAUUUGCUUCGGGAGUAGCAUCUGGAGAGCAAAGGCCAAUUCGUACAGCAGCUUCAUGGGUGCUUGCGUCUUGAACGGAAUUGGAGCCGGACCUGCAGAAACGAUUCAACCUACCAUCAUCGCAGAUGUGAUUUUCCUGCACGAUCGUGGGAAGCACAAUACAUUGUACUUCGCAGUAUACUUUGGAUCCCUCAUGGUCGGUCCCAUUAUCUCUGGUCCCAUGGCUGAGAACCUCGGGUGGAGGAGCUUUUGGUGGCUGAAUGCUGGACUCCUGGGAUUUGCUGCUGUCUGCUGCAUCUUCCUCUUCCCUGAAACAAAGUACCACCGCCCAUUCGUUCCAGUACAAAGCAUGGUGUCGACAUCUCCUGGUCUCAAGUCUGGAUCGAUGGAGGAAGUCGAGACUACUUUGCCUCAGCACCACCUGGGUACCUCGGCCACAGAUCACGCCGACCCAGAGAAAGCGGCGCCCGUUCAAUCCAACUCCCAAGUUGCAGGCUCUAAUCUCGGCCAUGCACUCACUCACGAAGACCCGUGGCUUGGCCGAGGCUCGCCUUCCAAACAGCAAUGGAAACUCAUGCAACCAUACGAAGGAAACUUCUUAUUGGAAUUGUGGAUGCCAUGGAAGCUUUUCGCGUUCCCGAUCGUCCAAUUCUCAUCCUUCGUCGUCUCGUGGACAGCAUCCUCUUUCCUUACGUUGAACUUAACGCAGUCUCAGGCUUUUGCUGCUCCGCCUUAUAAUUUCAGCAGUGCAAAGAUUGGGUUCUUCAACUUUGCGAUCUUGAUCGGUGCAUUCAUUGGCCUCUUCACAGCUGGUCCCCUGAGCGAUUUCAUUGCUGCCAGGUUGACGAAAAGGAACAACGGUAUCAGAGAGCCGGAAAUGAGAUUGUUGACUAUGGUCCCGUAUGUCAUCAUAAUGAUCAUCGGCAAUGUCGUUACUGCUAUUGGAUACGAGAAGGGUUGGAAUUGGAAGGUAAUCGUUGUCAUUGGAUACUCCUGUGCCGGUAUUCAAGUUGCAGCACUUCCCGCAAUAUCUUCAACAUAUUCCGUCGAUUCGUAUAAACCAGUCGCCGGUUCCAUCUUUGUUGCCAUCACGGUGAACAAGAACGUUUGGGGAUACGGCUUCUCGAAGUUCAUCACGCCAUGGAUCAUCAAGUCGGGAUAUAUCCCACCCAUUAUGACCAAUAUGGCCUUGAUAACCUUCUUCUGUUGCACCGGAAUCAUUUUCUGGUUCUAUGGAAAGACAUUCAGGAAGUGGACCAGAAAUUCCAAGGUACACAGCAUGUAA